This is a messenger RNA of Gambusia affinis (western mosquitofish), 5138 nucleotides long. Its product is annotated as segment polarity protein dishevelled homolog DVL-1-like. Gene Ontology annotation, biological process: intracellular signal transduction; canonical Wnt signaling pathway. Bases 313 to 2583 code for a protein of 756 amino acids. The record is from RefSeq and is a predicted model, not a curated record. Lineage: Eukaryota; Metazoa; Chordata; Actinopteri; Cyprinodontiformes; Poeciliidae. Gene Ontology annotation, cellular component: cytosol. The transcript is spliced from 14 exons. Gene Ontology annotation, molecular function: frizzled binding.
AAAUAGCAAUAUUCCCAACUCCAUAUCGCAAGGAUGUGGACUGUCCCUUCCUGUUUUAGUGCCGAGAGAGCCACCGUAGCGCCUCAGACAGUAGCAGGAAUACAGGCACCCACAACGCGAUUAUGUCCGGAUUUUCGCCGCGUUCGUCGGGCACACGGAGCCGCACUACGCGCCGCGGGCUGCACCGCUUUUGCUGUUAGGGGACGCGGUUAUGCUGUUCUCCCGGUAGCUGGUAACAUAGCAGGCCUGUUUAUUGCGUUGCCAACCCUUGUUCCUUUCCUGUGUCAAUGAUUGUCCUCCCCUCAGUCUCUCAUGGCGGAGACUAAAAUAAUAUAUCACAUAGACGAGGAGGAGACUCCUUAUCUGGUCAAGCUGUCUGUUCCUCCGGAGAAAGUCACUUUAGCGGAUUUUAAAAAUGUCCUCAACAACCGACCCGUCAAUAGCUACAAAUUCUUCUUUAAAUCCAUGGACCAGGAUUUUGGGGUGGUCAAAGAAGAGAUUUCCGACGACAACGCCAAGCUGCCGUGCUUCAACGGGCGGGUGGUGUCCUGGCUGGUCCUGGCAGAGAGCGCUCACUCUGAUGGAGGGUCUCAGUGCACGGAGAGCCACCCAGAGCUUCCCCCUCCCCUCGAGAGAACGGGGGGCAUCGGAGACUCGCGACCCCCCUCCUUCCAUGCCAACGCAGUGAGCAGCCGCGACGGCCUGGACACGGAAACGGGGACGGAGUCUCUGCUGAGCCACCGCAGGGAGCGAGAGAGAGAGCGCGCACGGAGGAGAGCGAGAGAGACCGAGCUCCCUCGCAUCAACGGUCACUCUAAAUCCGAGCGCACCGCCAGGGACUCGGCCAUGGGUUACGACAGCGCCUCGGUAAUGAGCAGCGAGCUGGAUUCCAGCUCAUUUGUUGACAGCGAGGAGGAUGAGGAUGCCAGCAGGCUCAGCAGCUCCACAGAACAAAGUUCUUCUUCGCAGCUCAUGCGCAGACACAAGCGGCGCAGACGGAGACACAAAAUGGCCAAGAUAGACCGGUCUUCAUCUUUCAGCAGUAUCACAGACUCCACCAUGAGCCUCAACAUCAUCACCGUCACACUCAACAUGGAGAAAUACAACUUCCUGGGCAUCAGUAUUGUAGGUCAGAGUAACGACCGGGGAGAUGGCGGCAUUUACAUUGGCUCCAUCAUGAAGGGAGGAGCCGUGGCUGCUGACGGCAGAAUAGAACCAGGAGACAUGCUCCUGCAGGUAAAUGAUGUGAAUUUUGAGAACAUGAGCAACGAUGACGCUGUGAGGAUCCUGAGAGAAAUCGUUUCUAAGACUGGCCCUAUUAGUCUCACUGUUGCCAAAUGUUGGGAUCCGUCUCCGCGGAGUUACUUCACCAUCCCUCGUGCGGAGCCAGUGAGACCCAUCGACCCUGCAGCCUGGAUUUCUCACACCACAGCGCUGACGGGACCUUAUCCACAUUACGGUAAAGACAGCCAGAGUCUUCUUUAUGAAAACACUUUGAGUAAUAAUUCAGAUUUUGACAAACAUAUAUAUAUAUAUUUUUUUUUUCCCCAUUCUUUCUCUGUCUCAGAAUUUGAUGACCUGCCUCUGUCGGUUGGUAAAACAGACAUGGCAACCAUUGUGAAGGUGAUGCAGCUGCCUGACUCUGGCCUGGAGAUACGCGACAGGAUGUGGCUGAAGAUCACCAUCGCCAAUGCCGUCAUAGGUGCUGAUGUGGUGGACUGGCUUUACUCCAGAGUGGAGGGCUUCAAGGACCGGCGAGAUGCACGGAAGUACGCGAGCAGUCUGCUGAAACAUGGCUACCUGAGACACACCGUCAACAAAAUCACCUUCUCUGAACAGUGCUACUACACAUUUGGGGACCUCUGCCAAAACAUGGCGUCACUCAAUCUGAAUGAGGGAUCCAGUGGCGGAGGCUCUGAGCAGGACACGUUGGCGCCGCUACCUCCCACCACCAACCCUUGGCCUCUUGGUGGGCAGCCGUUCCCUUACCCUCCGUUUCCGUCGGCGCCCCCCUGCUUCCCGCCGGGAUACUCCGACCCGUGCCACAGUUUCCACAGCGGGAGCGCCGGCAGCCAGCACAGUGAGGGAAGUCGAAGCAGUGGAUCAAACCCCAGCGCAGGCAAAGACAGACGCUCCCCGCAGGAGAAGGCUCAGAGGACGACGUGCUGCGAGUCGGAGCCCGGCGUCCGCGGAGCGAGGCGGGGCGACCGCUCCGCCAGCCAGAUGAGCCACCACAGCCACGCCAGGUCGAGCCUCAGUCACAGCCACUCGCACAGGAGCCACUCGCUGUCCCAGAGCAACCACCCCUCCUUCGGCUACAGCCACACCCCCUUCACCCAGGUGGGGCCGGGCUCCUGCGCGCAGAGCGAGCGGAGCCACGCCUCCUCCUACGGUCCCCCAGGCUUGCCUCCCCCUUACUGUCUAGCUCGCCUCGCCCCCAAACCCUCGGUGAGCAGCAGCACGCCCCCCGGAGCGCCGCCGGGGAGAGAGCUGGCGUCCGUUCCCCCGGAGCUCACCGCCAGCCGCCAGUCGUUCCAGCACGCCAUGGGCAACCCCUGUGAGUUCUUUGUGGACAUCAUGUGACAGGACAGUGCCUUCAAAAACAAAACAAAAACACAGUGAGCACAAAACAAUCCUCCCUGAACUCACUUGCGUGUUUUUCUUUUUUUCUCCUCAGUCGUUUGAGCGCCCUUAAAGCCGCGGUAUGUAACUUUUAUAAAAAAAAGUAUUUUUUUUCCUUUCUAUUAUUUCUUAAAACUGUCGCUAUAUCAUGACAGUAUAGUAUGAGAGACAAAAUAUGAAAUAUUCAACUUCCUCUAUCCUUUCCCUGCAGAAAUACAGUUUGGUCAGAAACAACCAAUCACAGCCAGGAGGAGGGUCUUAUCGCUGCCAAUCAAACUCAUGUACCUACUUCUCACACUGUCCUCCUUACUCUCUUCUAUGCUACAUCUGCUUUCAGAUAGCAGAACCGGUCAUGAGUAUUUAGUUUAAUUAGAAAAAUCAAUAUACAGAUGAAAAGUUAACUCCACCAACAAAUCGGCCCAGGUUUCCUUUAUUUUAUAGAUCUCAUCAACCUCGACAAACGUCUGGAAACGAACCGCUGAGUCUUGACUGGCAGACCCACCAGCUCAUGUCUGCACUUUUGCAGAUACCAACAGUGACUCUACUGUUACCAACUCACUGAAUUUCUUGCUAAAUUUAUCAACAUUUCAGACCAAAAUUAGAAUCAACAGGUCAGGCUUUUUAAAGACCAUAGCCAGAAAACUGUAAUUGGAGCAGGAAGAGGUAAAAGCCCCAUGGGAUUAUAUAAAGUCACCACCUAAAUAUUACAAAGAAAAAUAUAAUCCAAGAAUAUAAUGCCUCAUCAGUCGAUCAUAAAUUUAUUAAAUACAAUCAUAUUGAAAAACUAGAAACAUCUGCAAAGCAUUAAUGAAAAUUUAAUAAAAUAUGUAAUAAUAAAAAAAGUUACACAAUUCAGUAGUUUUAAAUAACGUUUAAACUCUUAAAGGCCUUUUGCAGAAUGCUAAGGCUAGUUAGCAGGACCACCAAUGAUAGUGGAUAAACAGUUUUCCUUUAACAGUAAGUUUUUAUGAGCAGCACAUGGCCAAGCAUGAUUAACAGCACUCAGACCGUCCUCCUAGCUCUGAUUGGUUGUUUUUGGCAUUUCUUGAGACAGAAAUAGUAACACUAUCAGGAGGUAGAGGUCUCACAACAUGGUGACAGUUUUAGUAAAUGUAUAAAAAAACAGAUUUAUUUUUUAAUUAAAGUUACGUACCACAGCUUUACGUUCAGAAUGUAGAUACCACCCGGGCCCCUCCGUGGCCCCUCAGCUUCCCGAUGUCCACAGAAAGGAAUACGGGCUGCGAUAGCACAAAGGAAGGAUUCUUCUCGCUCACAAGCACAGGUGCUCCACCUGGACCCCUCCAGCCCCAGCGCCCUUUUUUUACGGACAUGUACAGUUUGUGAAACGUUAGUGCCGUUUGGUGUGGUGACGUCUUCGGAGCUGCCACGCAGAUAUUCUGGGGUGAAACCUCAGACACCGUCUGUUCAGUGAGACCUUUACCUUGGCUGGAACUGGAUCUCAAUCCCCCAGACCCAGACCCAAAACUCUGGACUUGUGUCCAAACCUCCACCUUUUUCUGGGGCUUCUUCGCCAGCCAACACUAACCGUGAUCUGUGGACCCAACAACCGGCUGCCAGUUUGACCAAGGCUGCGUCGUGCAUGUCUGAACUGCUUUAAAGAAAUUUUAUGAAUUCAUUUUGUUUGAAGUAUUAACUAAACUGGAGGGAAGGAGGUUCCCUCUUGUUCUAAAGGAUGAAUCCGUACACUGGAAGAUUUUGUGAUGUUAUUUAUGUGGUCAUGUUGCGUUGAUGAUGUUGUCACAGUUUGUCUCCUCUAAGCUUCUUGACAGACAAUCAGACAUCACCCUUUGUGAAUCAGAGGCUACUUUCCGCUCUCUCAAACGUGCAAUAGAUGUCAAAAGUCUACACACCCCUGUAACUGCAAAAGGUUCUAAAUAAACCAUUUUUAGAACCUUUCCCACCUUUAAUGUAAAAAUAUUUUCUCUGUUAUUCACCUGGAAAACAAAUAAAUCUGUCAGAAGGUGAAAUAUAGAAAAGAUAAAUGUGGUGCUAACCUAGUUGCAUAAAUUUCCACAACAUUAAAUGAAUGCCCUUGAUUCAGUCUUCUUGAGUUCAUACCUGACAUGAAUUAUAGAGAAUUUCAUGAACGUCAAAUCAAUUUCUGCUGUGCCAGAAGGAUUUUCCUCACAUUUGCAUUAUUUAGCUAAAGCAGAAGCUUAAGGAGAGAAUAACAAAAUAUCUUAGUGUCACUGUACAGAGGUACUUUUUCAGAAGAAAAGUACCAAAAAAUAACAGCAUUAUAUUUGCAUAAACAUAAAUCAGUAGUUAGAGAAAAUAUAUAACACUCAAACUGGAUUAUUUUUUUUUUUUUUACAUGUCAAGUGUUUCAUGCGGUCUAGCAACAACUUGAAUUAAAUCUCCAAAACUCCUGUGGAACAAUGACAUGAUUGGAUGAAAUCAUAUCCAAACUGUUGGAUAUGAGUUGAAAUCAAACUCUCACAAAAUGCAAAUUACAAUGAAAAACACAACACUCCCCAAACAGGAAAUUGUAAAAA